CCUCUGUGUUCUCUUGGCAUCAUGAAAGAUGCCUGGGAGCGACUGCGCCAGUGUAUCAGCCCCACUACCAUAGUGUGCCCUGGUGGAAGUGGCACCCCUAUACUGGGACAUGUCUUCCAUUUUCUGUGUGGGAGUCUCCUCCGGACAUCAGCUCUGGUGGACAAAGAUGGAGGAGCGCAGGCCGACCCAAAAGCCAUCACUCUUGCCAUGGCACAGCAACACCAAAGAGCCCAGGUACGUUUAGAGGCGCUGUGUCAGAUUUCCUCAUUCCUGUCAGAAAUGGAAGAAAAGAACACGUGCUCUCUAGCGCCCCCUCGAUUCCCUGGCCUCCUGCAGUCAGUGCAGCUGCAGUUCCUCUCGGGAUGCUUUGGUCUGGGAGCACCAAUCACUGGCAGUCUGACUGCACCCAACAACAAGAUUCAUCAUUACACUGCUGGGACUCAAUCGGCUCCUAUAGGCGUUCAGAGGGAUCUGCAGUCUGCGGCUCACACACUGUACCAGCAGCUUGUGCGUGUGCUUAGACAAAAGGUGGCGCUAGAGAGAGAACAAGCAGGCUUUUGUCAGCACCUGCUGUUAGCUACGGUCUUUGCUUUGAACUUUCACUAUCAGCCUGUGGAUCUGGUGGUGAUUAUCAAAUGUGGCGUCCUGGACAUUUUGUCCACGUUGACCGAUAACACAUGUGUGCUUGUGAAUCAGCGCUGGCUGGCCGCGUCCAUGUCGGGUCACAUGCAGCUGGGAGGAGCGGUGAAGCUGGCUGCGGCCAGACACCUGCAGAUAUUUGCCAUAGCUGCCAGGUGAGAUUAUGGACUUGUC
Triplophysa rosa is the source of this 813-nucleotide messenger RNA. Its product is annotated as probable E3 ubiquitin-protein ligase HERC1. The record is from RefSeq and is a predicted model, not a curated record. The transcript is spliced from 4 exons. The coding region runs from base 22 to 798 and encodes 258 amino acids. NCBI's taxonomy places the organism in Eukaryota, Metazoa, Chordata, Actinopteri, Cypriniformes, Nemacheilidae.